GUGAAUUGGUAGCCAAAAAAAUAUUUAAAUUAUUUAAAUAAUCAUCGCAAUCAGCUCUUGAUCAAUCGACGAUUGUCAUGUUUGUGUGUCGUCUGUCGUAGUUGGGGACACAUUGCACGUCAAUUUACAAGCAGAAACACUUGCGGAGAAGAAAUAUUUUCGAAGGUCGUCAUCGGGGAUUUUUUUUUUCACGAGAUAAAAAAAAAGUCAAAUUUGUAGUUCAAUAAGAUAAAAAUUUUUGACAAUAACGAUGAAUAUCGAGGAAAAUCGCUUAGCCUUACUCGAAAAUUGGUCUGACGUCUCGGGAAUUUCCGCACAAGAAAUCGCUGCAGCUGGCUUCUACGCGACACGUAAUGGCAACGAAGUGCAGUGCUACUGGUGCAUGGAGAAAGUGAAUUCCUGGCAGGAGGGCGACAACGCACUCGAAAAGCAUCGUCAAAUUAGUCCGGGAUGCCCGUUCAUCGUGAAUCCUCGUUACUGCGGCAACAUUCCAAUCGCCAGCGAUAUCGAUUUCCAAGAUGAAGCAACGCGUCUCGCGACAUAUCAAAGUUGGCCCGUUUCCUUCAUUGAGCCCACGGAUCUUGCACGUGCCGGUUUCUACUACAUCAAUCGUUCGGAUCAGGUGAAAUGUGCGUGGUGUCAUCGUGUCAUUGGCGAAUGGGAAGUUUCGGACGACCCAGUUGUGGAACAUCUCAAAUUUUCGCCCACAUGCCCCAAGGCACUUUCGUUAACGGAAGCCUCGGAAGUGUCAGAUCAGGAUAUUGGGAUUCAACCCGUGAAACCACCGAAAUUCCCGAAUUAUGUAACCUUAGCAUCGCGAAUUCGUAGUUUUGCCAAUUGGAAAAUCGAUCACAUUCAAGAUCCGACAACGCUGGCAGAGUCGGGAUUUUAUUACUGCGGCAACGAUGAUCAAGUGAUGUGCUUUCAUUGCGGCGGCGGGCUGUUUCAUUGGGAGGAAAAGGAUCAACCGUGGUACGAACAUGCUCGUUGGUUCCCGACAUGUCCAUUUUUGCAGCUCCUAAAAGGUCCGCAAUACGUUCAAAAGAUCCAGGAAAGGCACAAAAACGAUCCCCAAGCAAAAGCGAGACAACAACAAAAGACAACUCCCGUGCAACCGACGAUGACUUUGGAUCAAGCGAUGGAUACGGAACCCGUACAAGCAUGUUUACAGAUGGGAUUAAGCAUCGGACGUAUUAAGAGCUUAACAAAAAGACAUCUAGAAGCAACAGGACGCCCCUACGAAACGACUCAAGCACUUGCCGAGAGUAUUUUGGACGAUCAACGUGAAGCGGAAUGUGAUGACGAUGAGAGAGCAGCAAAUUCCCGGAUUUCCUUACGAAGUGUCGUCGCCAAUACCUUAUGGUCGGUCCUUCAAGCGAGCUCCUCGUCGAGUAAUGACACGGAAACGCCCCAAGUUGGCGAGUUUGAGACCCGGGGACGCGAAGAACACGAACAACAAAUGGAAGCAAGUGGCACGACGAGUGAAGAGGCAGCUAGUUUGAGUCAAAGUAGUGACACAAUAUCCAAAGAAACGGAAGAAUUGACGUUGGAGGAGGAGAAUAAACGUUUGAAAGACGCUAGAGAAUGCAAAAUUUGCAUGAGUAACGAAAUUGGCGUCGUUUUUAUUCCGUGCGGGCACUUAGUUACUUGUGUCCAAUGUGCUUGGGCAAUGACAACUUGCUGCAUGUGUCGCUCCGAAAUCAAAGGCCGCGUUCGAACAUUCUUACCUUAAGUCAAUCAAGCAGCACGAAACACGUUAAAUUCUUGCCUCGAGUUCAAAAAUCGACCAUUUUACGCUUUCAAAUGCUAAUUUACUUAGCAAUUCGCGUCUAGAGAUCUAAUUAUUACACAUUAGAGUAGUACUAUAGUGAAUUGUGUGAACUCACAACGUUAAAAAAGUUCAUAGAAUCACACAAAAAAUUUUUUUUAGGUGUUUGCAAGUCAAAAAAAAAAUCCUUUUUCUUUAGAGUUAAUUCGCAAUCAUCACAAAAAUUCUAUUUUUAUUGAGAGAGGGCAAAGUAUUGAGAGAGAAAAAAUAUUAAAUAUAUUAAAUUAUACGUAAAACGUCUAACAAUUAGCGGUAAGGAACAAAAAAUGAUAAUAAU
This is a messenger RNA of Culicoides brevitarsis, 2105 nucleotides long. Its product is annotated as death-associated inhibitor of apoptosis 2-like. Gene Ontology annotation, biological process: positive regulation of protein ubiquitination; negative regulation of apoptotic process; regulation of cell cycle. The record is from RefSeq and is a predicted model, not a curated record. The transcript has 2 exons. Gene Ontology annotation, molecular function: cysteine-type endopeptidase inhibitor activity involved in apoptotic process; ubiquitin protein ligase activity. The coding region runs from base 251 to 1732 and encodes 493 amino acids. Gene Ontology annotation, cellular component: nucleus; cytoplasm. NCBI's taxonomy places the organism in Eukaryota, Metazoa, Arthropoda, Insecta, Diptera, Ceratopogonidae.